This is a messenger RNA of Podarcis raffonei (Aeolian wall lizard), 2788 nucleotides long. RefSeq names its product spleen associated tyrosine kinase (gene SYK). The coding region runs from base 1468 to 2481 and encodes 337 amino acids. The record is from RefSeq and is a predicted model, not a curated record. Gene Ontology annotation, biological process: neutrophil activation involved in immune response; positive regulation of mast cell degranulation; intracellular signal transduction. Gene Ontology annotation, molecular function: ATP binding; non-membrane spanning protein tyrosine kinase activity; signaling receptor binding. NCBI's taxonomy places the organism in Eukaryota, Metazoa, Chordata, Lepidosauria, Squamata, Lacertidae. Gene Ontology annotation, cellular component: cytoplasm; extrinsic component of cytoplasmic side of plasma membrane. The transcript is spliced from 8 exons.
CAUUAACACUUCUUUUUAAUUGAGGAAACCACCCUCGUCUUGGCUCCCAAUUAUUAUUAAUAAUAGUAGUAUUCAUUAAUGAAAUGUUCAGUAUUGCACUUUGCAAAUAAUAGUGGUCCUACCAACUGUGGUCAAAAGCGGGGGAAAUUGUCAAGUCUUUUGCUCUGUAAACCUGGUUCUUUAAUUCUAAUGUGGUUGGAGAGGAUGGAUAACGUGUUGUGCACUAAUGAGAUAAAUGAGCUCUGCACAUGUCCAGAGGAACAUUCAUAAGUUAUAGGGCUGAGGGUAUUCGAAUACAUGGUUGAGACCUAAUGAGUCCUAGCACAUAUGAGAUACCGCAUAGUACUCUAUUGUUCUCUGUUAUUGGGCUGUCUGUAUGAAAGAGAGGGAGAGGGAGGGGUUUGAAUUUCUGAAGUGGCACAGGCAUGAUAAGGACUGAAUUUUGAAUCCAAAGUACAUACCACUUGCUUUUGCAUCACUGUAAGCAAGACAUAACAUAUGUGUUUGGAAAUUAAAUAUGACAUUUCUUGAGUGGAGAUACUCAGCACCUCACAUGUAGGAUAUAUCUGUGUUUGCAGAGUAGGGCCAGGCUUCAGUAUCACCCUUCUCGUCUGAUCUUAUUCUGCAACAACCAUUCCAGUGCACAAGACACUACUCAUAUAGGGACUACAUGAAGUCGGGAUACCCAGUUGCACAGGGGCCCCAAACAUGGAAAGCCCUGCAAGUGAAUAGUGGUCAUGCAUUUGAAUUUUUCAGCAGGCAGUGCACACAAGAUAGAUUUGUUGCAGGAAAAACACCUGGGGGCUUGGCUAAAAUUGCUGCCACACACCAUCAUCAAAACAGGUAUGGUCUACAUGCAGGAAACGUGUGAACAGGGCUACUGUGGACAUUGUCAUGUUUGUAGUAUGGCAUGGGAUCCUUAGCUAAUGAGUGCUAAUCGGUGACCUGAUUGUGUCCUUCCUGCAAAAUGAACUCUUUUCCAGAGGGCACAGCCAGAAUCUCUUCACAAAGGUCUCCAUUCACAUAAAUUCUUCUGUGGCUCAUAGUAAAAUCUCCUGGCCACCCCUACGCUACAGUAUUUUGCUCACCACAAAAUUGACCUAAGGGGAGCAGGUGCGUACGAUAACUUAAUGACUAAUGGCUAAUGAGAAAGUGGAGCUGCCUGGGGAUAAAAUUAUUGGCUUCAGAAGUGGGGAAACAAAAUGAAAUAUUUGAACCUGAGGACCAGAGAACCCAUAGAGGGCAGCAGGACAUGUGGCUGGAUUUUACAUAUUAACUAGAAAUGAUUAGCUAAGUGUCUGGCCCUAAGCCACUGUAGCAGUUCAGUAGCUUGUUAUUUCUCCUUCCUUCUAGUCUAUUCUUUCUUAUUUGUUUUCUUCUCAUGAUAGCUAGUGGAACAUUAUUCCUACAAAGCAGAUGGACUCCUAAGAAUCAUCACAGAUCCAGUUCCAAAUCCUAACUUGAAAAAUGCCACCUUUACCUGUCCGGAAUGAUGAUUCUGGAUUACCUUUUAGAACAUCAACAUCAUCAUUACCAUCUGCCGCUUUCUCAGAUAACCCUUAUGGGCCACCACGUGUAAAGCAAGGGGAUCAGAGGUUGCCCAUGGACACAGAGGUCUACGAGAGUCCAUAUGCAGACCCAGAAGAGAUAAAAACUAAAAAUGUCACCCUGGACCGAAGUCUGCUGGUCCUGGAAGACCACGAACUUGGUUCUGGUAAUUUUGGCACUGUGAAAAAAGGCACCUAUGAAAUGAAAAAGGGAAAGAAGACAGUGGCUGUGAAAAUUCUCAAGAACGAAAGCAACGACCCCUCCUUAAAAGAUGAACUGCUGAGAGAAGCAAAUGUUAUGCAACAGCUGGAUAACCCAUAUAUUGUCCGAAUGAUAGGCAUAUGUGAGGCCGAGUCCUGGAUGUUGGUAAUGGAAAUGGCUGAACUUGGCCCCUUAAAUAAAUAUCUGAUAAAACACAGAGAUGUCGCAGAAAAGAAUAUCAUUGAGCUGGUUCAUCAAGUUUCCAUGGGGAUGAAAUAUUUGGAAGAAAACAACUUUGUGCACAGAGAUUUAGCUGCGAGAAACGUACUGCUGGUUACACAACAUUAUGCCAAAAUCAGUGACUUUGGACUUUCCAAAGCCCUUGGUUCUAAUGAUUAUUACAAGGCAGAACAUUAUGGGAAAUGGCCAGUCAAGUGGUAUGCUCCAGAAUGCAUGAACUUCUUCAAAUUUUCGAGCAAGAGUGAUGUUUGGAGUUUUGGUGUUUUAAUGUGGGAAGCUUUUUCCUAUGGGCAAAAGCCAUACAAGGGUAUGAAAGGUGGGGAGGUUGCUCAGAUGAUUGAAAGAGGAGAGCGAAUGGAAUGUCCAGAAAACUGCCCACCUGAGGUCUAUGAGUUAAUGAAAUUAUGCUGGACAUAUGACGUCGAUGAUCGGCCAGGAUUUUCUGCGGUGGAGUUCAGGCUGCGUAAUUUCUACUAUGACAUGGCACAAUAAGAGCACUGUGUACUGAAUGGCUGUAAAUGGAGACACCAUGCAGGAGGCAAAUAUGAAGAAUGAAGAUGCUCUCCGGUGAAAAGAGUUCUGCUGUACAAAUGCCUUUGCAGCUUUUCAGAGUGUUUCUGCAGGAAUCGUUUUCCCAGUGGGGUUGCACUUGUUCUUUGGAUAUUAAUUGUGCUUUUAACCUAUUGAUGCUGUUGGACUGGUAAAAAUGCUGGAGAAUCAAGCAGACUGUCCCCACGCAAUUUUCCUGCUCUCAGUAGAAUACCCAUAAUGCUAUUAAGAGAUAUUCAGUGCCUUAUUU